Pungitius pungitius (ninespine stickleback) is the source of this 4403-nucleotide messenger RNA. RefSeq names its product NLR family CARD domain-containing protein 3-like. Bases 268 to 4011 code for a protein of 1247 amino acids. Gene Ontology annotation, biological process: intracellular signal transduction. NCBI's taxonomy places the organism in Eukaryota, Metazoa, Chordata, Actinopteri, Perciformes, Gasterosteidae. The record is from RefSeq and is a predicted model, not a curated record. Gene Ontology annotation, molecular function: protein binding. The transcript has 11 exons.
GUUUUUGUUUGUUUUCCUGUUUUCUUACUUGAAUUUGGUAUCAAAGCGAUAACUAAACCUCGUGAUCCACACUCCGUACAAGAUGGUGGCGCUAAUGCGGCGAUUAUUGAUUAUGCACCGUCAAUAAGAAAAGGAGGAAGAGGAGGAGGAGUAGGAGGAGAAGGAAGAUGAAGGAGUGAGCGAAUCGGUAGAAAGUCACCAGAGCUUCAUUUGAACAUCUCAAAGUGUUCAUAGACCUCAGGUUGUUGUGAAGGUGUGGACUCUGCUAUGAAUCAGGCGGAGGACCCAGAGGACGGAGUCCCUCCCUCUGAGGCCCCUCUGUGUGGGGAACAUGACAGACAGACCAAAGCUCAGAGGACCCAUCAGAAACUAGGACCUGUUCCUGGAGCUGGACCUGGACCAAGCUGUGUGUCCAUGAAGAGUCAUCAGUCUAUGGGUUCUCCUCUACACUUCAAAGAUGAUCAGUCUAUGGGUUCUCCUCCACACUUCAAAGAUGAUCAGUCUAUGGGUUCGCCUCUACACUUCAAAGAUGAUCAGUCUAUGGGUUCGCCUCUACACUUCAAAGAUGAUCAGUCUAUGGGUUCGCCUCUACACUUCAAAGAUGAUCAGUCUAUGGGUCCUCCUCUACACUUCAAAGAUGAUCAGUCUAUGGGUCCUCCUCUACACUUCAAAGAUGAUCAGUCUAUGGGUCCUCCUCUACACUUCAAAGAUGAUCAGUCUUUAGGGUACUACAGAGAGGACCAGGAGAGCUCAGAGGUUCCCACAGGUCAAUCUGCCCAGCAGCAUCAAACACACCUGGACUCCAUCUUCAUGCUGCUGGAGGAGAACAUCCUCACUUUUGUGAAGAACGAGCUGAAGAAGAUCCAGAAGGUUGUGAGUUCAGAUUACCCAGAAUGCUUAGAAAAGGAGAAUGAGGAGGUGCUUGAUGAAGAUCAGAGGAGCAGCAGAGAGGCAUUUAUGAAGAUUUCAGUGCACUUCCUGAGGAGAAUGAAGCAGGAGGAGCUGGCUCAGCGACUUCUUGCUCCAGUUUGUCAGCGUGAACUCAAAUCCAACCUGAAGAAGAAGUUCCAGUGUGUGUUUGAGGGCAUCGCUAAAGCAGGAGACCCAACCCUUCUGAAUGAGAUCUACACAGAGCUCUACAUCACAGAGGGAGGGACUGCAGAGGUCAAUAAAGAACAUGAGGUCAGACAGAUUGAAACAGCAUCCAGGAGAGCAGCCAGACCAGAAACAACCAUCAGACCAGAAGACCUCUUUAAAGCCUCAUCUGGAGGAGAGGAACCAAUCAGAACAGUGAUGACUAAGGGAGUGGCUGGCAUUGGGAAAACAGUCUUAACACAGAAGGUCAGUCUGGACUGGGCUGAAGACAAAAACCACCAGGACAUACAGUUCACAUUUCCAUUCACCUUCAGAGAGCUGAAUGUGCUGAAGAAGAAGUACAGCUUGGUGGGACUUGUUCAUAAUUUCUUCAGUGAAACCAGAGAAGCAGGAAUCUGCAGGUUUGAGAAGUUCCAUGUUGUGUUCAUCUUUGACGGUCUGGAUGAGUGUCGACUUCCUCUGAACUUCCUCAACAAUGAAAUCCUGACUGAUGUCACAGAGUUGGCCUCAGUGGAUGUGCUCCUCACAAACCUCAUCAGGGGGAAGCUGCUUCCCUCUGCUCGCAUCUGGAUAACCACACGACCUGCAGCAGCCAAUCAGAUCCCUCCUGAGUGUGUUGGCAUGGUGACAGAGGUCAGAGGGUUCGCUGACCCCCAGAAGGAGGAGUACUUCAGGAAGAGGUUCAGAGAUGAGGAGCAGGCCAGCAGGAUCAUCUCUCACAUCAAGACCUCACGAAGCCUCCACAUCAUGUGCCACAUCCCAGUCUUCUGCUGGAUCACUGCUGGAGUUCUGGAGGAGGAGUUGAAGACCAGAGAGGGAGGAGAGCUGCCCAAGACUCUGACUGAGAUGUACAUCCACUUCCUGGUGGUUCAGGCCAAAGUGAAGAAGGUCAAGUACGAUGGAGGAGCUGAGACGGAUGCACACUGGAGUCCAGAGAGCAAGAAGAUGAUUGAGUCUCUGGGAAAACUGGCCUUUGAUCAUCUGCAGAAAUGCAACCUGAUCUUCUAUGAAUCCGACCUGACAGAGUGUGGCAUCGAUAUCAGAGCAGCCUCAAUGUACUCAGGAGUGUUCACUGAGAUCUUUAGAGAGGAGAGAGGACUGUACCAGGCCAAGGUGUUCUGCUUCGUCCAUCUGAGUGUUCAAGAGUUUCUGGCUGCUCUUUAUGUCCAUCUGACCUUCUUCAGCACUGGUGUCAAUCCGCUGUCAAAAGAACAAACAACCUCCUUGGAGUCCAAACGCUUUAAAGACACUCCUGAACCAAAGCGUCUCUACCAGAAAGCUGUGGUCAGGGCCUUACAGAGUCCUAAUGGACACCUGGACUUGCUCCUCCGCUUCCUCCUGGGUCUUUCCCUGGAGACCAAUCAGACUCUCCUACGAGGUCUGCUGACACAGACAGGAAGUAGCUCAGAGACCAAUGAGGAGACAGUCAAGUACAUCAAGGAUAAGAUAAGUAAGAAGGUGUCUCCAGAGAAAAGCAUCAAUCUGUUCCACUGUCUGAAUGAACUGAAUGAUGGCUCUCUAGUGGAGGAGAUCCAAGAGUUCCUUGGAUCAGGACGUCUCUCCACAGAGGAACUGUCUCCUGCUCACUGGUCAGCUCUGGUCUUCAUCUUACUGUCAUCAGAAGAAGAUCUGGAGGUGUUUGACCUGAAGAAAUACUCUGCUUCAGAGGAGGCUCUUUUGAUGCUGCUGCCAGUGGUCAAAGCCUCCAACAAAGUUCUGCUGUCAGGCUGUCAGAUCACAGAGGACGGCUGUGCUUCUCUGGCCUUAGCUCUGAGCUCCAACCCCUUCCAUCUGAGAGAGCUGGACCUGAGCUACAAUCAUCCAGGAGACUCAGGAGUGAAGCUGCUGUCUGCUGGACUGGAAACUCCUCACUGCAAACUGGAAACUCUCAGGCUGAGUGGCUGUAACCUCUCGGAGAGAAGCUGUGAAGCUCUGUCCUCAGUACUCAGCUCCCAGUCCUCUUUUCUUAAAGAGCUGGAUCUUAGUAACAACGACCUGCAGGAUUCCGGAGUGAAGCUGCUGUCUAGUGGACUGAAGAGUCCACACUGUGGACUGGAGAAUCUCAUGCUGUCAGGCUGUUGGAUCACAGAGGAAGGCUGUUCUUCUCUGGCCUCAGCUUUAAGCUCCAACCCUUUCCAUCUGAGAGAGCUGGACCUGAGCUACAAUCGUGCAGGAGAUUCAGGAGUGAAGCUGCUGUCUGCUGGACUGCAGGAUCCGCACUGGAGACUGGAAACUCUCAGGGUGGAGCCUGCUGGAGCCCGAUGGUUGAGACCAGGUCUGAGGAAGUAUUCCUGUGAACUCACAAUCGACACAAACACAGUAAACAGAAGACUCACACUGUCUGACAACAACAGGAAGGUGACACAUGUGUGGGAGGGUCAGUCAUAUCCUGAUCAUCCAGACAGAUUUGACUCUUAUCGUCAGCUGCUGUGUAGAACUGGUCUGACUGGUCGCUGUUACUGGGAGGUUGAGUGGAGUGGAGAAGUUGAAGUAUCCGUAAGUUACAGAGGAAUCAGGAGGAAAGGAGACAGUACAGUCUGUGAGUUUGGAUGGAAUGAUCAGUCCUGGAGUCUGAGAUGCUCUGAUAAAGAUUACUCUGUCCUUCACGAUAAGACAGAGACACAAAUUACCUCCUCCUCCUCCUCCUCCUCCUCUGGUAGAGUAGCAGUGUAUGUGGACUGUCCUGCUGGCUCUCUGUCCUUCUUCAGAGUCUCCUCUGACACACUGAUCCACCUCCACACCUUCAGCACCACAUUCACUGAACCUCUUUAUCCUGGGUUUGGGUUUGGGUUUGGGUUUGGGUUCUUGUCCCUUUCUGGUUCCUCAGUGUCUCUGUGUUUUCUGCAGGAGGGAGAGACUCCUCCUGGUGGAGAACCUUCCUCUCUGCUCACCAGUGUGACAUCCUGUACAGACUGAACUCUGUACAGGAUGUCACACAGCUGAUGUAGGUUCAUGUGGGUGUAGGUGCAGGUGGAGCAGGUGAGGGGUAUCUGAGCUGGUCUGGACUCUGGGGGGUCCACAGCUCUCUGGGACUUGUGGUGUUACAGAUGGAUGUCUGAAAGAGCUCAGCAAGGUGUGUUUUAAUGUCUCUGUGGAUAAAUCAAUAGAUCAUCAUCUAGAUGUUGGGUUUAAUCUUAAUCUUUGUGUGUCGCAGUGUUCAAGAAGACAUUUUAUAAAAAGGUCUCCCCUCCCCCAAUAUAAGACAAAUAUAUCUGUAUGAUAAAUGAUCCUUGUGUGUCUUUCAUUAACGUUCAUGCUAAUAAAAGGUGAAGGACUGUUUGUAAACAUUAAAACAACUGAAAUAUAAA